AUGGCCUGGAAAUUAACACAUAAAUUAUACCAAUACUAUCAACUGUCUACUAGUUUCCUAUAUGUGGCACUACUCGCUAGAUGGAUUAUUUUAUUCCCAUUGGUUGGAGUGAAGUUUUUGCCAGGUGGUAUACAUGAAUUUUUGAUUUAUCUAUUGUUCUUUUCUUCAAUAAUUGAAAUAAUAUGGUUGUUAAAGUUUCGUGGGUUGACAGGUGCCUGCAGAAAGAGAACGAUAUAUAAGGAUUUGAAUUUCUUAUAUAUGGUUCUUAUAAUACAUCACCAUGAUGAUUAUGAGCAUGCAUUAGUAUUAAAGAAUAUUAGUUAUUCGACAUUUAUUGUUGGGGUAGCCCUAAGUGAGGCUUAUUGUCAUGGUACUCAGAUAUUUAAAAAAGCACCAAAUUACAAAAGGAAAACCUUAUUGAUGAAAUUAAACAUGUUCAUCGCCUUACCAAUGUUAUAUUGCAGUGAGUUUGUAUUACUUUUACUCAAUCAAAAAUUUCCUAACUUCCAUACAACUGCAUAUCUGGAUCAGUUCAAUAAAUUCAUUAUGAUCAUCUAUUUCCCCUUUGCAUUAACCUGUUACAGAAAAUACAUUGCUAGAAGUUAA
Molecule: messenger RNA, 606 nt
Organism: Maudiozyma barnettii
Lineage: Eukaryota; Fungi; Ascomycota; Saccharomycetes; Saccharomycetales; Saccharomycetaceae
Gene: KEG1
Product: Keg1p
Exons: 1
Coding region: 1-606 (201 amino acids)
Source: RefSeq, a predicted model, not a curated record